CACGUGGCAAAAGCUGACUCGGGGGCAUCGGAAUAGUCGCGCGGGGGUUCGCAUAAUUUUUGUUCCUGGGGACCACCGCACCGCAUCUGUCUCCUCCCAGUGUUCGAAGCAUCGGGGAUGGGAUCGUAGUAGACGUCGUCCGCGAGGGCCGUUACUACCACCACCGACACGACCACCACCACAUCAUCGUCGCGGAGCGGAGGAGUCGCGAAGGGGGGCGGCGGGGGAUCGUAUUCCCCCUUUCCCCCCUCGCGCGCGAACGCCCGCUCAUGCCUAUAUAAACCCCCGAGGAGGAUGUGGCUCCCCAAGAGGUCCGUCGCCGCCCUUUGCGUCUCCGCGCUCUCCGACCCCGCUUCCUCCUCCCUCUCUCUCCUCCUCCUCCUCUCCUCACCCUCCGCAAACCCUAGAGGGUGCAGUCGUAGGGUUUCGAGCUUGCCGAGGCCGUCCAUGGCGGCGGCGGAGGCGGCGGGGAAGGGUGAGAUAAGGGCGAUGGGCGAUUUGAGGGGUGGCGAUGAAGGGAGGGUUUGGUCGUCGUCGGGAUCGGGGCUGAGCAUCCCCAUGGGGAAGCAGAUCUUCUGCAACAGGUCGCUGAACAUGAAGAACAUCACCGCUGUAGGGUUUGAUAUGGAUUAUACGCUGGCGCAGUACAAGCCGGAGACGUUCGAGGCGUUGGCUUAUCAGGGCACCAUUGCUAAGCUCGUUAACGAUCUGAAGUAUCCCGACGAGCUAUUGAAAUGGAAUUUCGACUGGAAGUACAUGGUCAGGGGACUAGUUCUUGAUAAAAAGAGAGGAAAUAUCUUGAAGAUGGAUCGACACAAGUAUGUAAAAGUGGCAUAUCAUGGCUUUAGGGAGAUGUCAAAGGAGGAAAAAGUUGCUGCUUACGGAAACACAUUGACACGAGAUUCAUUUGACGGGGCUGACUACGUUGUUAUUGAUACACUUUUUUCUUUAGCUGAAGCAUAUCUAUUUGCACAGCUUGUUGAUUUCAUCGAUAAUAAUCCUGAAAAAGUUCCUUGGGGCACUGAUUAUCCUGGUAUGUGUAGAGAUGUAAGAUUUGCGGUUGACUUGUGUCAUCGUGAUGGAACAUUGAAGAAGAUGGUUACUAUGGAUCCUGGAAGGUACAUCAAUGAAGAUUUAUCAAUUGUGCCCAUGCUUAAAAUGAUUAAAAAGUCAGGCCGUUCUACAUUCUUGGUGACAAAUAGCUUGUGGGACUAUACAAAUGUCGUUAUGAAUUUUCUUUGCGGAUUCCAUGACUCAGAUGAUGACUGUCCUUGCAACUCUAAAUGGCUUGAAUAUUUUGAUGUGGUCAUUACAGGCAGCGUAAAGCCAAGUUUCUUUCUUGAAGAUAAUCAUGCAAGCCUGUUUGAAGUUGAAGCUGAAUCUGGGAAGCUACUUAAUGCUGAUUUACAGAUUGGAAGUCCAACAUCAGCAUUGAAACGGUUGAAGACAGCCCACAAAGUAUAUCAGGGAGGUAGCGCUGGUCACCUGCAUAGAUUGCUGUCGAUUGCAUCUAGUUCUCAGGUUCUCUAUGUUGGAGACCACAUUUAUGGAGAUAUUUUGCGCAGCAAGAAAGUCCUUGGUUGGAGAACGAUGCUUGUUAUUCCAGAGCUAGAGGAGGAGGUGAAGCUUCUUUCAGAAUCAAAAGAUACCCGUAAGGAACUCCGGCAGUACAGGAGAGAGCGCGAUCUUGUUGAAGACAAAAUCCAUCGUCUCGAAUGGUCUAUUGUGUUUGAAGACCUUGCAUAUGAUGAGAAGCAAAGGUUGAUAUCUGAGGUUCAUGAUUUGAAGGUACAAAGGGAGCAUGUCCGCCGCCUUCAUCAAGAUGCUCAACGGAUAUGUCAUCAAAAGUUUCAUAAGGUCUGGGGACAGCUCAUGAAGACUGGUUUCCAAAACUCUCGCUUUGCUCAUCAGGUUGAGAGGUUUGCAUGUCUAUAUACGAGCCAAGUCACGAACUUGGGCUUGUACUCUCCUGAGAAAUACUAUCGGCCAAGCGAAGACUUCAUGCCUCAUGAAUUUGAUGUCCUUGGUCUGUGAUUAGAACUUCUCUAUGCAGCUCAGUCUCCUCGGUGGCUCAAACAAGCAGCAAAGGAGUAUAUACUUGAUGCAUAUAAAUAGCAAUGAGUUAGGAAAAGCUUUUUUUACUCGUUCGUAUCCCUCUUUACGAGCUCUAAUUCAAUGUAAUUUCUCUUUUUCCUCUUCUAACUACUGUGAUGAUUGUGAACGCCAAAAAAAUAUCUUGUCUUGUCAAGAUUGUUAAUAUUCACAUGAUUUGAUCAGAUCAGAUCAUCACGUAUUCAAAUGAAAGGUACUGUCGCACUCAUUGUUGAAUUGUUUCUGAUAAAAAUAUGCUGGUCCUGUA
Messenger RNA from Ananas comosus (pineapple), 2359 nucleotides. RefSeq names its product 5'-nucleotidase domain-containing protein 4. The coding region runs from base 295 to 2034 and encodes 579 amino acids. NCBI's taxonomy places the organism in Eukaryota, Viridiplantae, Streptophyta, Magnoliopsida, Poales, Bromeliaceae. Gene Ontology annotation, molecular function: 5'-nucleotidase activity. The transcript is spliced from 17 exons. The record is from RefSeq and is a predicted model, not a curated record.